Messenger RNA from Aspergillus sclerotioniger CBS 115572, 1710 nucleotides. RefSeq names its product pyridoxal phosphate-dependent aminotransferase. The record is from RefSeq and is a predicted model, not a curated record. NCBI's taxonomy places the organism in Eukaryota, Fungi, Ascomycota, Eurotiomycetes, Eurotiales, Aspergillaceae. Gene Ontology annotation, molecular function: pyridoxal phosphate binding. The transcript is spliced from 4 exons. Gene Ontology annotation, biological process: biosynthetic process. Bases 233 to 1678 code for a protein of 481 amino acids.
CUUCCUGUUAGUAUUUAUUGAGUAUUAUUCCCCCUCUUUCGCUCCAUUCCUGCUGGUCUCUUUGAAUUGGAGUUUCUCGUCUGCUUCUUAUUCAUACGGAUUUAAUCCAGCCCCCGUCCUUAAUACCAUCUACUAGGUACUUAGUAGUUGUGAUCCAAGCAACUCCGAUCGCUGGUGCAUACGUUUUAGUCCUUCCCCAGAAAUCGCCGUCUGCCAAGCAACGCAGCCCAGCAUGUCUUUCUCCGGCCGCCGCCUGAGCAUCCUGCGCCCCUCCGGCCGCCGCUUCUCGGUCGGAAAGGAGCUGUCAGAGAACGAACUCAAGUCCGAAACCCAUCGUCAAUUCCGAAGCGCCCACGAAGGUCACCGUCCCCAUGCCGGUCUGGAUGCCUCCCGUGCCUCCACGGGUGUUGUCUGGUGUACCGAACGUGCCACCGAACACGGUUACGCAGAGGAUCCCCACUCCUGGGCCAACCUGGGUCAGGGUGCACCUGAAGCCGACGAUGAGAUCGAGGGCAGUUUCCCUCGUCCUACCAGCAUCCCCAUCACCUCCGCUGCGCGUGAGUACGGCCCGACCGCUGGUAUCAAGCCUCUGCGUGCUGCCGUCGCCCGUCUGUACAAUGAGCAUUACCGCCAGGGCAAGGAGAGCCAGUACACCUGGGAGAACGUCUGCAUUGUCCCCGGUGGCCGUGCUGGGUUGAUCCGUAUUGCCGCUAUUCUGGGCAACUCCUACUUGUCCUUCCCUAUCCCUGAUUACUCGGCCUACUCGGAGAUGCUGUCGCUGUUCAAGAAUAUCGCUCCUAUCCCCAUUCCCCUCGCCCAAGAUGACCACUACCACAUCCACCCUGAUAAGAUCGCCGAGGAGAUCGCUCGUGGAACGUCGGUGUUGCUGACCUCCAACCCUCGUAACCCUACCGGACACUUUGUUGCCAACCCCGAGCUUGCUCAGAUCCAGGACAUCUGCAGAGAUCGCGCCACUCUGAUUCUGGAUGAGUUCUACGGCGGUUACAACUACACCACUGACUGCGAUGGAACGACCAUUAGCGGUGCCACAAAUGUUAUCGACGUCAACAAAGAUGAUGUGCUUUUGAUCGACGGUCUCACCAAGCGUUUCCGUCUACCUGGCUGGCGUAUCGCCUGGGUUGUUGGUCCCAAGGAGUUCGUCAAUGCCCUCGGCUCCGCUGGUUCCUACCUGGAUGGUGGCGCCAACGCGCCCUUCCAGGAAGCCGCUGUUCCCAUGCUCGAGCCCUCUCUUGUGCGUGCGGAGAUGAAGGCUCUGCAAGUGCACUUCCGUGAGAAGAGAGACUAUGUUAUCGACCGUCUGCGUGAGAUCGGUUUCCGCAUCCAGGACGUGCCCCAGGCCACCUUCUACAUCUGGCUCGAUCUGACGGCUCUGGACCCUCCUCUUCCCAAGGAGGCCAACCUUUCCGACGGACUGAACUUCUUCAACGCCCUCCUGACCGAGAAGGUCAUUGUGGUCCCCGGUAUCUUCUUUGACCUGAACCCCGCUCACAGACGAGACCUGUUCGACAGCCCUUGCCACCACUUCGUUCGUCUGAGUUACGGACCUAAGAUGGAUGUGCUGAGAAUGGGUCUGGACGGUAUCGAGCGGGUCAUCCGUCGGGCUCGGGCGCAGUUCGAGCCCAAGUGGGAGGAUGAGGUGGCCGUCCAGGACGACUGAACGAGUCGCGGUCCCUUAGCUUUUCACGUGCG